AUGAACGCUAUCAAAGCCGUCGGCGCGAGUGCCGACAAUGAGAACAAGAAGACAGUCAAUGGCGAGGGCACACAAGAAGCCACGUACCACCGCGACGACGAAUGCCGCCUGCUAGAUCUAGCACCAGAGCUACGGAACCGGAUUUAUCGCUACGUCCUCUGUGGGGACGGCAAGCUCUUCGUCACGAAAGACACGCGUGAGCCCGGCUUGCUUUCAGCCUGCCGACAAAUCCGACAAGAAGCCCGCAGCAUCUGGUUACUCGAGAAUGAGUUCCGGUUUUGGGUGCAAAAUCUGGACUUCUCCAUCAUGGCAGCAUUCUUCACACGCGAUAUGCAACGACUACUACUCACCCACAGGGCUCGCUGCGGGCAACAGUUUCGUUUCUCCAUCGGUAUGAGUGCGCUGUAUGACUGGCAGAAGCUGAUGGUCUGGUGCAAGGCUGUGUUCGAACACAGGGCCCCCGGCGUGUGCAUCAGUGCGGGACAGACGGGAUUCCGACUGGUCGUGGCGAACGCUCUGUCCAUGGCAGCCGCACAUGCGAAGAUCGAAGGUGCAACAUGGGCGACUUGUCUCAAUUCUCUACAAUUUGUACGCAAUAUGGCGGAGAACAUCGAUGCUCGUUGGCGCGAUGGAUAA
Messenger RNA from Pseudocercospora fijiensis CIRAD86, 636 nucleotides. RefSeq lists its product as uncharacterized. Bases 1 to 636 code for a protein of 211 amino acids. The record is from RefSeq and is a predicted model, not a curated record. The transcript has a single exon. Lineage: Eukaryota; Fungi; Ascomycota; Dothideomycetes; Mycosphaerellales; Mycosphaerellaceae.